Molecule: messenger RNA, 5585 nt
Organism: Acanthochromis polyacanthus (spiny chromis)
Lineage: Eukaryota; Metazoa; Chordata; Actinopteri; Pomacentridae
Gene: mybbp1a
Product: MYB binding protein (P160) 1a
Exons: 27
Coding region: 92-3937 (1281 amino acids)
Biological process (GO): regulation of DNA-templated transcription
Cellular component (GO): nucleolus
Molecular function (GO): transcription factor binding; sequence-specific DNA binding; RNA binding
Source: RefSeq, a predicted model, not a curated record
CCGGAAGUAGUGCCUGUUGGGUGACCACGUGUUCGUGCAGCAUGAGCAGCCUGGAUCCCUGCUGUUAGAGGAGCAGUAGAUCUAUCAGCAGAUGUCUGAGGAGAUGGUGGAGGUCCCAGUGAAGGCAGCCGAGCCGCUCCGGGCCGCCGGCAGCCUGCAGCAGAACCGCCUCUUCCUGGACUUCUUCUGGGACCUGGCGAAACCCGAGCAGGAGGUCCGACUGAAGGCGGUGGAGAACCUGAUCCAGUACCUGAAGACCCAAAACAAGGAAGAUGAGCUGGAAUACACCUUUAAAAGACUCGUGGAUGGACUCGGUCACACACGGGAGACGGCCAGACCCGGAUUCAGCCUCGCUCUGGGGCAGGUCCUGAGUGCCUUUGAGGACGUCUCCCUGCAGAGCGUCCUGGACAGAAUCAAAGAAAAGCACAGCCUCCAGGCCGUGAAAAAGAAACUUGCCAGAAAUGCGAUGUUUGGAAACUUGUUUGGCGUCCUCGCCCUUCAUCAGUCCGGACGCCUCUCCAAGGAGCCACAGGUGGUUUUAGGAUGCGUGAAGCUCCUACAGAAUCUCAGUCAACACAAGCAGCAUCUGAAGGACCUUCCCAACAAGACCAUGACGGACAUCCUCAGUGAGAUCCCAGAGGAGGUGUUUGAGGAGGUCCUGCUCAACGCUCUGCAGACUGACCUGGCAUCAGCCUUCAGGACUCCAGAGCAGCUUCAGCUGCUGCUGGUGGCUCUGCAGCGCUUCCCUCAAACCCUCAAACCCAAGAAACUGAAGAACCUGCUGGGCUCGUCCACCAUCAUCAACGCCGACAACAUCCCCAGGUUGACAGAGGUGCUGAAGAUGGCGGCUCAGUCGGUGAAGAAGGAGCGCGUCCUCCCAGCGGUGGUCCUGGACCUCCUCAAGCUCUCUCUGAAGGAAGACAGCUUCCAGCUCUUCUGGAAUAAAGCCAUAGUGGACGGCAUGUUGAAGGAGCAGCAGGGCCCGACGCAUUUCCUGAGCUUCCGUCUGCUGGGCGCUGCUCUGCCGCUGCUGUCUUUGUCUCAGCUGAAGGAGGUUUUGUCUGGAGAGGUGAUGAUGCUCUACGGAGAACAUGUGGUCACCGCUCAGAAACCCGACCGCUUCAAGCUGGCUCCAGAGAUGGACGACUACGUGUCGAGCUUCCUGCAGGGCUGCCGGGACUCGGACAGACAGCUGGCGGUGAUGCUGGGCUUCUCCUCGCUGACCAACCAGGGCUACCCGGUGGUGCCGUCGGUGUGGAGGGUGGUGCAGCACCUGCAGCCCGCGGCGCUGCUCGGCUACGUGGACUGGCUGAAGAACGCGUUCCUGCAGCCUCAGAUGGACCGGCUGCUGGACUUCAGCACCCGCAAGCAGAAGAGCAACCAGGAGGGGAAGGAGCAGGAGAACUCUGUGUUCCGCCUGAGGAAGUGGAUCGUUGCUCGGCUGUCCUCCAUCAUCGACAACCACCAGGUGAAGAAGCAGGAGGAGCUCAUCAUGGACGUGGCCCGGUUUGUCUUCUUCCACGCUUUCUUCAGCACCAGAAAGGCUUCAGCUGACAUCGCAGAGACGAAGGAGAAGCUUUCUGUCCCUCUGGAUGAAAGAACCAGAGGAGUGCUCGUCAAUUCUUUCUUUGGACUCCUCAUGUCGAUGCACCACCUGCCGCUGUCUGACGACUCGGCUGAAGCUGCAGCUGUGAACCAGAAGCGAGUGCUGGGUGUCACGGCUGACGGCAACAUGUGGAUCUACCACCUGGUCCAGUACGCCGACGUCCUGCUGAACCAGCCCAAACACGUCCAGAGCAGCCGUCCCUUCAGCCCCGAGCAGAGACAGGCCUGGGACAGCAUGUUGGAAUCUGUGGCAAACCUGAAGAAGAAAGCAAAGAAAGGCCCGUCAGCAGAGAGCAGUGCUUUCCAGCAGCUCUUCCUGUUGGUGGGAAUGCACCUGUUCAAGGCCCCUGAAGAACUGCUGGACAUCAUGAAGGACCUGCAGAGUUGUAUGGACAAAGCUCAGGAGAAGAAGGCCAAGAAGAAGAAGAAGAAGAAACAAGCCAGCGAGCAGCAGCAGCAGCAGGAGGAGGAGGAGGAGCCGGAGUGGGUGGAGGUGAUGGUGGACAUCCUGUUGUCUCUGCUGUCACAACAGAGUCGACACAUCAGGCAGGUCUGCAAAACCGUCUUCUCCUCCAUCUGCCCCCACGUCACUGCGGCCGCCCUCACCACCAUCCUGGACGUUUUGGACCCAGACAGGGACGACGAGGAGGACGGCGCUGUGGUCGUCACUGAUGACACGAAUAAACCACAGAAGAAGAAGUCAAAGGACGGAGAUGAGAACGAGGAGAUGGAGGACGACGAGUCCGACGAAUCUGAUGAAGACUCUGAUGAGGAAGCGGAAGAUGAAGCCAUGGAGGAGGAGGAGAAGGACGACGACGAAGAGGAGGAGAUGGAAAGCGAAGAGGUGGAUCAGAACUUCCGCCUGGAGCUGAUGAAGGUUCUCCAGCAGCAGAACGCUCUGGCCACCGAGGAGGACGGCAGCAGCGACGAGGACAUGGACGACGACGCCAUGAUGGAGCUGGACAAGAGUCUGUCGGCGCUGUUCUCAGAGCAGAAGAAGAAGACUCAGGCCAAGAAGGACGAGAAGGCCAAGCUGCAGAAGGAGAGGACGCUGGUCCGGGAGUUUAAGAUCAAGGUGCUGGACCUGGUGGAGGUGUUCGUGGCUCGGCAGGCCGGCAGCCCUCUGGUGCUCGGUCUGGUGGAGCCUCUGCUGACCAUCAUCGACCGAGGGAUGAGCUCCAACAGCGAGCAGCAGGAGCAGGACUUCCUCCGUAGAGCUGCGGAUAUCUUCAGGAACCAGCUGUGCAGGUCUAAAGUUUACUGCAGGACCGCCGGCGACAGACAGGGGGAGCUCCACGACCUGCUGGACAAGCUGGUGACUAAAGCCCAGAAGCUGUCCGACUCCUCCGUCUGCCUCUACUACUUCAGUGCGUCUCUUUACGUGGUCAAAGUUCUACGAGGAGCUCCUCCUGCUGAGACCAAAGACGAUCCGACAGCAGGAAGAGCUGCAGCGACCGACAUUGAGUUCAUGGGGAAUGUGGACGUGGAUCGAGUCUCUGCCGUCUUCAGAGACGCUCUGAGCUCCUUCAUGAGUCGGAGGAAGAGUCCGCUGACCGCCCAGAUGUUCACCGACUUGUUCUCCAGAUUCCCUGUUUUGUGUGUGAAACUGUUGGACACAGCGGUGCAGAACAUCACAUCUGGAGUCAGAGAUCAUCAGCAGGGUCAGGCGUGUGUGCUGGUGCUGCGGGCGAUGCAGAGCAGGGAGGUCCAGCAGCUGCUUCACGGAGCUCCGUGGACGAAACUCUGUGGGAGCGUCACGGAUCAGCUGGCGGCGAGUCUCCAGAACGUCGGCCAGGCUGAGAGCAAAGUGGUGAAGGAGAAGGUGGUGAAAGUCCUGGAGCUCUGUCAGUUCGUGGUGAAACAGGUUCGCCAUCAGAAGCUGUCUGUGGACCUGGAUCCCCUCCAGAACGUCCUGCAGCCGCUGACCAGCAGCAUCGCCUUCAAGAAGACCGGCAAGCUGGAGGACACCUACUGGGCCGUGAUGAAACACUUUGGAGUCACGAAACCCAAAGUUGAAAAGACGAAACCUGACGGAGACGCAGACCAACAGGAAGCUCCAAAGAAGAAGAAAGGUUUUCUGCCCGAAACGAAGAAACGUAAGAAGCGUAAUAAACCCGUCCUGGAGCCGGCGGGAGACAAGUCGGCCUCCACAAACAAACCGGGGGCAGACAAAGGACAAGCCAAAAAGAAACCUGACAAGAAAGCUAAACAGAAGCGACCGGCCGACGGAGCGACGGCUUCACAGGAGAACCCGUCCAAGAAGAGCAAAACACAGUCUGAGAACCAACCAGCCAAGAAGAAGAAGAAGAAACCCAAACAGAAGAAAGAGUGAAGUUAUUUAAAUGGACACAGAAAGGCUUUUUCUAAUUCCCUUUUAAAGCAACUGUUUUAGUCUUUUGUCUGCCGUUUCAGUUCUGAUAAUGUUUUGAUGCGUUUCUUUAUUGAAAACCUCUGAUGUGUGGGAGGUGAAUUAAGACUGAUUAUUUUUCUAAUGUGUGACUGCUGUUGAUUAGAAAAGUGUCUCCAAGCAGAAAUGUGUUUCUCUUCCUGGAAAUCCAUCAGCUCUGACAAUAAACAAAUGAAAAAAUGCUGCUUGUGAACUCUUAAAAACCCACUAAAAGCUCUACAGACAACAGAACUGUUCCUGAUGCUCUGAAGCAGGGAUGUCACACUCAUCUUAGUUCAGGACCACAUUCAGCCCAAUCAGGUCUAAAGUGGACCAGACCAGUGAAGUUUGCAUCACAACUUCCCGAUCAGAGCAUCUACAAAGAAACACAACUUUUAGUCACAGCUAUCUGGAACUGAAUGAUGGUAUUUUACUUUAUGGUCAAAAUGACAAAAAACAACAAAAACAAGACAAAUUUCCAAAAAUGAGGCAUAAAAAUGACAAAAAAGAGACAAAUGUCAGAAAAAUAAACAAAAAUAAACAAAAACUUUGAUAAAGAAAUUACAAAGCGACAAAAAAAUGGACAAAAACGAGACAAAAAAUGAAAAACGUAUUUUUACAGUCGACAGUGUAAAAGAAUGAAAUAUAAUUUAUAAAACUACCGAUUUCUGCUGCCUUUUUAAAAAAAAAACAGUUUUGGUCCUUUUUGUUUGUUUUUAAGAUAAACGUGUAGACUAAUCCCCUUUUCCCUUCCUGUGAUUUUACUGGAUAUUAUCUAACAAAAGAGGGAAAAUCUGUUCAAAAACAAAAAUUUGCAUUUUAAAACCCUAAUUAUAACUCAUCUUUUUUUCAAAUAAAAAUCUAAAAUAAUAUUUAAUAAUAUUGUAUACAGAUUCAAAUACAGUAAAACACAGUGCAAAAAAAAUAAAUAUAAUUUAUAAAAAUACAGAUUUUGGAGGUGGACAUGUAAUCUUUUUUUUUUACUGGCUAUUAUCUAUAAUUUACCAAAACAGGAAAAAAAAUCUUUGAAAUAACAGUAAAUAUUUUUGAAAUGUGUUUGUUUUGUCCAUUCUGAACUCCUGUGGACAUGAAGUUCUCUUUCUAAAUUAACAAGACACAUUUUUCGAUGAUUAUACACUAAAGUAAAUUAAAUGAAAGCAUAACUUCUGCUAAUCGAUCCAAUUAAAUCAUAUGAACUGGACCUUUCAUGUACUUUUUGAAUAUAAAUCUAAUAUUUUCUGGUUUAAACUCUCCUUUUGCUCUACAGAUGCUUCAUAUUCGAGGUUUCUUCUGUUAAAUUCUCCACUGUUUUCAGCUCUUGAAAUCUUUCUGUCUGCAGUUUGGUGCAGAGCAGGUCGUGUUCAGUGAUUUUUUUUUUUUAGGUGUAAAUGACAUUAUGAAGGCGGUGAGAACGAACCGAGACAGUGAAGUUAUCGAUCCGGCAGAUAAUGAGUUGAAACUCGUUCAGCUAAUAAAUCUCUGCAGGUUCUGAACCCUUUUACAUUGUCAUUAAAUACGUUGUUGUAAAAAGUAUUGAUUAUAGACAUAAAGGAUGAGCAUUAAAGCAUUCCAUGUUAUUUCUUAUGGAAAUAAA